AUGAUUGGCUCACCUGGCCCUGGUGGGCGUGCCUUAGUGCCAUGGCCGAAGAUGUGGCGGGCGGUCCUGGCUGCUUCUCUGGUUGCCGUCUUAACUUUGACUCUGCCAGGAAGUAGCCAGGCCUGUCCGCCGCGCUGCGAGUGCUCGGCUCAGCUGAGGUCGGUGUCGUGUCAGCGGCGGCGGCUCACCAACAUCCCCGAAGGCAUCCCCACCGAGACACAACUCCUGGAUCUCAGCAGGAACCGACUACGAUGGGUGCAAGCUGGCGAUUUGGCACCGUACCCCCGGCUGGAGGAGGUGGAUCUCAGUGAAAACCUCAUUGCCACAUUAGAGCCCAAUUCCUUCGCAAGUCUGCCCAAUCUUAAAGUGUUGAAAUUGAGAAGCAAUCAACUCAAGUUAGUGCCCAUGGGGGCCUUUGCCAAACUUGGUAAUCUGACCAGCCUGGACCUAAGCGAGAACAAGAUUGUGAUUCUACUUGACUACACCUUCCAGGACCUCAAGAGUCUUAAACACCUGGAAGUGGGAGACAAUGACCUGGUUUAUAUUUCCCACAAGGCAUUCUCAGGGUUGCUAGGACUGGAAGAUCUCACCAUCGCUCGAUGCAACUUGACAUCCAUCUCAGGUCAGACCUUGUCUUACCUGCGGAGCCUGGUCACCCUUCGUCUCCAUCACCUCAGCAUUACGGCUCUUGAAGACCAGAACUUCAGAAAACUCUCAAACCUGAGGGGUCUAGACAUCAACCACUGGCCAUACCUGGAGUACAUCUCACCUCUUAGUUUCCAGGGUCUUGAUCUCCACUGGCUCUCCAUCACUAACACCAACAUCACCUCCGUCCCAUCUGGUUCCUUCAAAAACUUGGUGCAUCUAACCCACCUCAAUCUUUCCUACAACCCUAUCACGGCACUGGAGCCUUGGGCCUUCAAAGACUUAUUAAGGUUGAAAGAGUUCAUCAUGGUCAACACAGGGUUGGUGACGGUGGAGCCUCACGCCCUUGGAGGUCUCCGACAGCUUCGAGUUCUCAACUUCUCAUCCAAUGACCUCCAGACUUUGGAAGAGGGUUCCUUCCACUCUGUUAACAGUCUGGAGACGCUCAGAGUGGAUGGGAACCCUCUAAUGUGCGACUGCCGUCUGUUGUGGAUCCUGCAAAGGCGCAAGACCCUCAAUUUUGACGGCAGAGUGCCAGUGUGUGCAGGGCCGGUGGAGGUGCAAGGCGUCAGCCUGAGUAGCUUCACUGAUUCUGCACUCUUUGAUCAUUUUACAUGCCAGAAACCUAAAAUACGCAACCGCAAGCUUCAGCAGGUGACUGCACGUGAAGGCCAGCCAGUAAAUUUCCUGUGCCGUGCGGAAGGAGAACCAGCGCCCGCUAUCAUCUGGAUAUCCCCACAGCGUCGACGAAUCACAACUAAGAGCUCGGGCCGCAUUACCGUUCUCCCAAGUGGCACCUUAGAGAUUCGCUACGCCCAGCUUACUGACAGCGGAACGUAUAUCUGCAUAGCCAGUAACGCCGGAGGCAAUGACACAUACUUUGCUACACUCACAGUGCGCAGUCAGCCAAUGGAUGCUGCCUCAGCCUUUUUCCUCAAUCGCUCGCUGUACAGCAGCGAGUUCUUUAAUGACACAAACCUCAAUAGCACUCGGGUGUUCCUCAAAUUUACCUUGGACUUGACAACCAUCCUGGUCUCCACAGCAAUGGGUUGCAUCACAUUCCUUGGGGUGGUGCUGUUCUGUUUUCUGCUGUUGUUUGUGUGGAGUCGGGGACGAGGCCAGCGCAAGAACAACUUCACAGUGGAGUACUCUUUCCGAAAAUCGGAGCCCGCCACCGGCAGCUCUUCGGGAGGGACCAGGAAGUUUAAUAUGAAAAUGAUAUGA
Molecule: messenger RNA, 1869 nt
Organism: Nerophis lumbriciformis (worm pipefish)
Lineage: Eukaryota; Metazoa; Chordata; Actinopteri; Syngnathiformes; Syngnathidae
Source: RefSeq, a predicted model, not a curated record